Molecule: messenger RNA, 4858 nt
Organism: Tachysurus fulvidraco (yellow catfish)
Lineage: Eukaryota; Metazoa; Chordata; Actinopteri; Siluriformes; Bagridae
Gene: tonsl
Product: tonsoku-like, DNA repair protein
Exons: 28
Coding region: 291-4547 (1418 amino acids)
Molecular function (GO): protein binding
Source: RefSeq, a predicted model, not a curated record
UUCAGCGAACAGCCAAUCAGAGUGCGAUAGACUUCUUGGCGCCUUGUUGUGAACGGAGGUCGAACCGAAGUGGAUCCCUGACGUAUUUUUAAUAUUUUCAUGUAUAAACGAAGGAUCGCGGUUGUAAUCGAAUCGUAUCAUUGUUUAAAACACGCGGUUUUCGGAACAAGAUAGUCGUAUGUAGAACACGCAGGCUGCUGCUUGUGUUGUGUGUUUUUGUUGAUUUGUCAGUAGUCUGUCCGAUUAGCAGACUAGCUAACGGCUGCUAGCGGCUGCUGGGCAACGGCACAAUGAGCACCAAGGAGAUCAAGCAACUACAGAAAGCCAAAAGCAAAGCCCAGAUCAGCAAUAAUCUGAAGGAGGAAGCCAAUCUGUGCAAUCAGCUCGGAGAACUUUUAGCCAAGAAUGGUGAUUACCAGGCUGCCAUAGAGGAGCAUCAACAGGAACUGGCUCUGUCUGAGGUUUCUCAUGACAUCAUCGGCUGUGCUGUAGCCAAUCGGAAGAUAGGAGAAUGUUACGCAGAACUUGGAAACAUCGAAGCUGCUCUCAAGCAUCAGAGACUGCAUCUGGACCUUGCUCGCUCUGUAAACGAUGCAGCCGAGGAGCAAAGAGCUCUGGCCACAAUUGGUCGCACUUACCUCUUCCUUCAUGACUCCGAUCAGUCUCAGGACAGCCUGAAGCGAGCAGAAGAUGCUUUCAAGAAAAGCCUGGCUAUACUAGACGGACGUCUAGAAGGGACCGUGUCAGCACGUGAGCUGAGUGAAAUGAGAGCACGUCUGUUGUUGAACCUGGGCUUUGUGUUUGACGGCCUGAAGGAACCGCAACGCUGCAGUGAUUUCAUCCGCCAGAGUAUCUACAUCGCAGAGAAGAACAAUCUGCUGGAGGAUCUCUACCGUGCCAACUUCAAUCUGGGCAGCAUUCACUUCAGAAACGGACAGCACUCUCUUGCAAUGCGCUGCUUUGAGAAGAGUAAAGAGUGUGCACGCAAGAUGAGUGACAAGUUUAGUGAGAGCGAGUGCUUCAACGCUAUCGGCAAGGUUCUUUUGAAUCUGGGUGACUUGCUGGCAGCCCGUCGCUCUCUGAAGAAGGCCUUUCGCCUCGGCUCCCAGCAGCCUGCAGAACGAGAGGCAGUCAAAAGAGACCUGAGAUAUGCAAUCCGUGGCUGUCAACUGGAGGAAGCUAUGGCAGCUGUCAGUAACACCGUCUCUCAGGAGGCUUUGGGUCUUGCAGAGGGACUGGGAGAUCUCUACUGUAAAGUGGGCUGCUAUUCCAAAGCUCUGGAAGCUUAUCACGCACAGCUGUCAUGUGCCGAACAGUUGGGGAAACCUGUUCGAGAGCUGGCUGUAAUCCACGUCUCUCUGGCAGCCACAUAUUCUGACCUUCGACAGCACAGGAAAGCUUUAGAGCACUACAGACAUGAGCUGAAGCUGAGAGAAGGCAAUCCCAAAGAGGAGUGUGAAACGUGGCUGAACAUCGCGAGCUGUCAGGAGGAGCACGGUGUGAGCCUGGAGGAGGUGGACAACAGUUACACUGCUGCUCUGAAUUGUGCUGAGCGAGCAGCUCAAAGCAAACUCCAGAGACGUGUUCUGAGGAUGUGGCUGCAGUCACAAAAGCGUGCUAGUUCAGCAGGUGCUGACAGCACGGAGGCUCGUCUCCAGGAGCUGUGUGAGGCAGAGGGCUGCCGUGUGGAGGACAGUGACGAAGAAGAGGAGGAAGAGGAACUGCAGAAUAGUGAACCUAUGGACAGUGACAUACAGCUUUCAGAUUCUGAUGAUGACCUGGACGGUUAUGAUAAGCUUGUGACUGGCAGGAGGAAAACUGGCAGGUGGAACCGCCGAAAUGAGAAGGGUGAAACUGCGCUCCACAGAGCCUGCAUUGAGGGCAACAUGAAGCAGGUCCAUUACCUGGUAGAGCAGGGUCAUCCACUAAACCCCAGAGAUCACUGCGGCUGGACGCCAAUACAUGAAGCCUGCAACCAUGGCCAUCUAGGGGUUGUAGCCUUGCUGUUGGACAGUGGGGCAAACAUAAAUGAUCCUGGUGGGGCAUUUUGUGAUGGGGUAACUCCCCUUCAUGAUGCAUUGAGUUGUGGACACUUUGACGUUGCACGGCUUCUGGUGCAGAGAGGAGCUUCUGUUAAUGUCCGCAAUAACAAGGGUGACAAACCUCUAGACACCUUGCGACAGUGGCUAAAGACAUAUGGUCGUGAACUGGAUCAGGAAACACGGCAGGAUUGUUUAGAAACCGAGAAACUUCUGAAAAGAGCACUGACCGGAGCAGUGGCAGCUGUGCCUGUGACUCCACAAGCUCUACAGGACAGUCAAUUAUUCGACGCUGAGUACUCAGAGCCGCUGCUGCAGCGGAAUGAGUCCCACCAAUUAUCCCAGCAUGCCUUGCUCAAUGCACAUACCCCUCCAGAGGCGAGUACUCCUCCCAGAGAGAGGCGAUCCACUGGCCCUCGGCACCAACCUAGGGGGACUGAGGAGAAUGUUUUGUUUGGGAAUGAAAGCAGCUCCUCUGAGCACUCGGACUCUGAGAUCAGCCCACUGCGCCCCGUGAGACCAAGACUUCGUUAUUCAAAUGUCUCUCCAGCCCCACAGGACAUUUGUGCCACACGCGAUAUCCCUGCUCCACAUGGGCUUAGAGAGACAGAGUUGCCCUCACAGCCUCCCUCUGGCAGUAAGGAAUACCACAGGGCCAUUCAAAACCUGGGCAGUGCAAAAUCCCGUUUUCUCUCUCAGAGCUUAACAGAGCCGGCAUUCAGCAGCACACCAGCAGUAUCAACCAAUCAUCUGUCAGCUUUAGUCCCCGAGGAACUUUACUUACAAGAUGACUGGCUAGAAGAUGACUUGGGAAGUAUUCAGCCAAAAAAGAAACGGAGGGUUGUUUCAGAACAGGAAAACAGAUGGGACAAUGCGGCAUUUAGAAAUCAGAGUCGUGCAUCUGGAUCUUUUGAGUCGUCUGCUAGAGGUCAGUCAUCCUCCAGCAGGGGUCUCUCUCUGAAAAAGAAUAACAAAGCCCGACAAGUGAAGAUGAGUCAAAUGCCUGGUAUGGUGAUGCUGGGCAGAAGAGAGGUCACCAGGUCUCCCAGUCCCAUUAUUACCCCUGAUGAUGAACCCCUUCAGGUUGAACGCCCUCAGCCGUACAGCACACAAACAGUGCCACAGGCUGCGCCUCAGACCUCAGCAGCCCCAGUGCCUGCACCAAUCAGGAUGAGGGUUAGAGUUCAGAACAACAUCUUUCUGAUUCCUGUUCCACACAGUGAGGCUGACUCCUGUACAGUGGCAUGGCUGUGUGAACAAGCUGCUCAACGUUAUUAUCAGACCUGUGGACUUCUUCCACGUCUCUCUCUGCAGAAAGAGGGUGCGCUGCUCUCACCUGCUGACCUACUGCUGACUGUUUUGCACACCAAUGAGGAGGUUUUGGCAGAGGUCUGUUCCUGGGAUCUCCCUCCUCUUCCUGAGCGAUAUAAGAAAGCUUGUAAGAGUUUAGGUGUAGAAGAGAACAGGCGCGUGUUGCGGCUAUGUGAGGUGCAGGACGGCUCUCCGCAUGUGUGCGUAUGUGGCCUUAGUCUGGCUCCAGUAAGUCUGGCUCCCCUCCUGCGUGCUUUCAAACUCCAGAGCAGCCUCACAGAGCUCAGACUCUCUGGCAACUGUCUUAAUGAUGACCUCCUUCCUGAGCUCAUCUCUGCAGCAACCACCAUGCCCCUACUUCGUCUUCUUGAUAUCUCAGCCAAUCAGAUCACAGGAGAAGGCAUUAAGAAGGCAGCUAGCACGCUAGAGGGAAGGACACAACAUGCAUUUCCGAGUCUGGAGGAGCUGAAUAUGAGUAUGAAUCCUCUUGGAGAUGGUUGGUCUCACGCUCUGUCCUGUUUAAUGUCCUCCUGUCCCCUCCUGUCUACACUGUCUCUGCAAGGCUGUGGCCUCACUGCUCGCUUCCUACAUCAACACCGUCUCUUGCUGUCCAGUGCUCUCUCAGGUACUGGUCACUUACGGUCAGUGUGUCUGUCACAGAAUGCAUUGGGUGCCACAGGGUUUGAGUUGGUGUUAAAGACAUUGCCAUUACAGCAGCUCACACACCUGGAGCUUAAUGCUGUGUGUAAAGGUCCAUCAGAUCAACCUGCUCUGGACCUGCUCAGCAAACUUCUAACACAGGGUGACUGCUCACUUACGCAUCUGGGUUUGGCUGCAAAUGGGCUGACUGAUCAAAGUAUCAGAUCCUUCACAAGGUGUCUCUCUCUUUGUCCAUCCCUUGUGUCUCUGGACCUGUCCGCUAAUCCCUCUGUGACUUCAACCGGACUACACAGCAUCCUCAGUGCUCUUGGAGAAGCACGAAGGCCGUUGACUCUUCUUAACCUUCAAGGUUGCCAGGUGUGUGGGCCAUGGGACAUGGAGUGUUUGGAGAACCUGGCAGAGCGUGUUGAGGAUCUGCGGCUGUGCUCUCAAAGGCUUAACAAGCUGGAUCAGGAGAUACUACGGCGGAGCUGGCCAGGCCGUAUACUGUCUCGUAACUCCAAGUGCCUGCUCAGUAUGUCUCCUGUUCCACAUUAACUCACACUGUAGCCUUUGUGCAGUCACUAUGUGCUACAGAAUUGAACUGAGCCAAAACCAGUGCUGGUGUUUUCCUCUGUUGGACCUUUUUCCCCCACUCCAUGCUUAAUCACUUGAAUUUAUGUACAAAUAUAUUUCUGUAAUAUGUAUUUAAAUGUGGUAACUUGGUGUAAAUUGAGCAUCAGUCCGAAUGUACGUGUCACUGAAGCAGUAAAGGUCUUUGUGCCCCAUCCACUGUCUGUGAGAAGCAACCUCUCUUUCUAAUGCAACCCGGUCUUAGAAACAUCCAGCAUUAAAAAAAAACCCCAGAA